AUGGCUUUCGUCAAAUCUUUGCACAGAGGUGACCAAAAUCGAUGGGACUGGUCUCAAAAGAUUCGCCAGAACGAGAGGCGUUCAAUGAUGGUAUUCCGAGCAGGUUCAUGGCUGAUCAGCACAAAUAAUACAUCCAUUUCCUCCAAUAUUUACCAAAUACUUGAUUACAAACAAACAACUAAAGUAGCUGAGAGUCGAGUUUUUGCCAGUCUGGAUGUGGCGCAAGCGUGCGAUGAAGAUGAUUCCACAGCUGAAGCGCUCCAAGUGGUGAACAAGAUUGAGGAGUAUAUUGGUAGUAUUAAAAUGAUGCUGAGCACAAUAGACGAGGGACGAAUAAGUGUGUCGCCCUACGACACAGCUUGGAUUGCUCUUAUUAAAGACGUUGAUGGGCGUGGUACCCCUCAAUUUCCAUCCUGUCUUGAGUGGAUUGCACAACAUCAACUCCCAGAUGGUUCAUGGGGCGAUGAACGUUAUUUCUGCGCGUAUGAUAGGCUUGUAAAUACACUAGCGUGUGUGGUAGCGUUGAAAUCAUGGAAUGUUCAUGCCGAUCAGAGUCAAAAAGGAAUAUCAUACAUAAAGGAAAAUGUGCACAAACUUGAAAACGCGGAUGGUGAGCACAUGACUGCUGGAUUCGAACUUGUGUUUCCUGCCCUUCUUCAGAAAUCCAGGAACUUGGGCAUUCAUGAUCUUCCCUAUGAUGCUCCCGUCCUAAGAGACAUUUAUAGCGCAAGGGAUCGUAAAAUGAAAAGGAUACCGAAGGAGCUAAUGCACAAAGUGCUGACUCCUUUACUGUAUAGCUUGGAAGGAUUGGAGGAUUUGGAGUGGCAGAAACUCCUAAAACUUCAGUCGCCUGAUGGCUCAUUCCUUACUUCUCCAUCCUCCACUGCCUUCGCAUUCAUGCAGACUGGAGAUCCAAAUUGCUUGAAAUUUAUCAAAUACACUCUACAAAAAUGUAACGGAGGAGCACCGCAUACUUUUCCAGUCGACAUUUUCGCCAGACUUUGGGCUGUUGACAGACUGCAGCGCCUUGGAAUUUCUCGCUUCUUUGAGUCGGAGAUUAAGGAUUGCUUAAGUCAUAUUUAUAGAUAUUGGAGUGAGAAGGGAGUUUUCAGCGGACGAUAUUCAGAAUUUUGCGAUAUGGAUGACACGUCCAUGGGUUUCAGGCUUCUAAGGCUGCAUGGAUUCGAAGUCGACCCAAAUGUGCUUAGCAACUUCAAGAACGAUGACAAAUUUUCGUGCUUCGGUGGUCAAAUGAUUGAGUCUGCAUCUCCAAUAUAUAAUCUCUACAGGGCUUCUCAAGUCCGAUUUCCAGGAGAGAGAAUUCUUGAAGAAGCAAACACCUUUGCCUACAAAUUUUUACAAGACAAGUUAGACACCAAUCAAUUUCUGGAUAAAUGGAUCAUAUCCAAGCACUUGCCUGAUGAGAUAAGGAUCGGACUGACGAUGCCAUGGUAUGCCAGCCUACCACGCAUUGAAACCAGAUUCUACCUACAACAUUACGCUGGUGCUGACGACGUGUGGAUUGGCAAGACUUUGUACAGGAUGGAGGAAAUCAGUAACGAUGGGUACUUGGAGCUGGCGAGACUAGAUUUCAACAGAUGCCAAGCACAACAUCAGACUGAGUGGACUUCUAUGCAACAAUGGUAUGAAAAUUUCAACGUUAACGAAUUUGGGGUGAGCAGAAAAGACGUCCUUCUUGCUUACUUUUUGGGCAGUGCAAGCAUGUUUGAAGCCGACAGGUCAAAAGAGAGAAUGGCGUGGGCCAAGUCCCAAAUUAUUUCCAAGAUGAUUACAUCUUUUUUCAACGAAGAAACUACCUCGUCAGAGCAAAUGGCUGCGCUGUUAACAGAACUCGGAAAAGACAUCAAUGCCCCACAGACAAGAAAAUGUAGUAACAGAGAACAACGACUAAUCAACAUUCUGCUGGCAUCGCUCCACCAACUUUUGGAGGGAUUCGAUACAUACACAAGUCAACGACUUAAAAAUGCUUGGGGUGAAUGGAUUGUGAAAUUACAAGGAGAGGUCAAUUACGGACAUGACGCGGAGCUCCUAACAACCACAUUAAACAUUUGUGCUGGUUAUCCUGUCACCUAUAAGGACGACAUAUUGUCCCACUAUGAGUACAAGAAUCUCUCCAAUCUCACAAAUAAAAUUUGUCAGCACCUUUCUCAAAUUCAAAACAAAAAGGUGUUGGAAACCAACGGGUCAUGGAACACAAGAGGAUGUAGCAUAAAAAACAUGAAAAUCGAACAAGACAUGCAGACAUUACUGAAGUUAGUCGUGGAAGAAUCCGGUGGCCUCGACAGGAAUCUCAAGCAGACAUUUCUGUCGGUUGCGAAAACCUAUUACUACAGGGCCUAUACUGCUCCUGAAACUAUUGACAUGCAUACAUUCAAAGUACUCUUUGAUCCAGUUGUAUGAUAUUGUUCCAGUGAGCAAGCAAUUCGGGUGUGUUAUG
Messenger RNA from Sesamum indicum (sesame), 2458 nucleotides. The record is from RefSeq and is a predicted model, not a curated record. Lineage: Eukaryota; Viridiplantae; Streptophyta; Magnoliopsida; Lamiales; Pedaliaceae.